AUGGAACGAUUCUUUAAAAGAAAAUUAUCUACGGAUAGUUCUUCUCCGUCUAAUCCGGGUAGUUCAAAUGCAAGACCAAUUGAAGUAGAUGAGAUCUUAGCUAAUCUUCAGGCAGACCCUGGACUAAGAACUCGAAUGGCGGAUUAUAGUCCUAAUAUUCGGGAUGAGAUCCGAAGAGCAUAUCUACAAAAGGGACCUUGUCAACCUAGAAGUUAUAAAUUCCCACAAACUAAUCAAUCAGGAAUUAAUAGACGCUUCAUUGCUCAUUGGUUUGAUGAUCAUGAUUGGUUGGAAUAUAGUAUUGCUAAAGAUGCUGCGUUUUGUCUUCAUUGUUAUCUCUUCAAAUCUAAUUUUGAUCAAGUGGGUGGUGAUGCAUUCACUGGGGUAGGCUUCAAUAAUUGGAAGAAGGCGAAAGAAAGAUUUAACCUUCAUAUUGGACCGGUAUUUGUUGCGGCAAGGCUUUCUUUUCGUGGUCAUGAUGAAAGUGCACAAUCAAGUAAUAAAGGGAAUUAUUUAGAGCUCUUGCAAUUUCUUGCGGAUCAUGAUGAAAAAGUUAAGGCCGUUGUGUUGGAAAAUGCUCCGGGAAAUUUAAAGUUAAUAGCUCCUUCAAUUCAAAAAGAUCUUGUCAAUUCUUGUGCUAAAGAAACCAUUGAUCUUAUCUUGAGUGAUGUAAAAGAUAGAUAUUUUUCAAUAAUGGUGGAUGAAGCACGUGAUGUUUCAAUAAAGGAGCAAAUGGCGAUGGUGUUGCGUUAUGUGAAUGACAAAGGACAAAUAAUUGAAAGGUUUGUGGGGGUUCAACAUGUAACCGACACUACUUCAAGUGCACUAAAGGAAGCAAUUGAUGAAUUCUUUUCUUCCGUGAAUUUGAGCUUUUCCAAGCUACGAGGACAAGGUUAUGAUGGAGCUAGUAAUAUGAGAGCUCUUGUUGCGGUAGCAAAGAAAAACAUUGAUGUCAACUCUUUUUUCACAACGGCUAAUAGUUUGGUUAAUGUUGUUGGAGCAUCUUGUAAGCGUCGCGAUGCACUUAGAGCACAAUACCAAGAAGAGCUUGUGAGAGCUUUUGAAGAUGAUUGUCUUAUAACAGGGCGGGGCUUAAAUCAAGAAAGGACUCUCAAACGUGCCGGCGAUACACGAUGGAACUCACAUUAUGGUACGUUGAUUAGUAUCAUUUCUAUGUUCCCAUCUGUGGUGAAUGUGCUUCAAAUGAUUGUUGAUGAUAAUCCUAAUGAUAGUUCGGGUGAAGCCUAUAAGUUAUGGAGAGAAAUACAAUCUUUUGAGUUUGUGUUUCACUUAUUUGUAAUGAAAGCUAUAUUGGGAAUAACAAACACUUUGUCUCUAGCAUUGCAAAAGAAAGAUCAAGACAUUGUGAGUGCAAUGAAUUUAGUGAAAACAUGCAAGGAAAACCUGCAGUUGAUGAGGGAUAAUGAGUUUGAAGAAUUGGUUGAGCAAGCAUCCUCGUUUUGUUACAAACAUGAUAUUAUAGUUCCUACCAUGGAUGAGGAAUAUGUAAUUCCAGGGAGAUCACGGCAUAAUGCUCCAAUGAAGACAAAUUAUCAUCGUUAUCGUGUGGAGAUCUUUAUUCAUGUAAUUGAUGGGCAACUUGCGAAAUUAAAUGAUCGCUUCAACGAGAGACUUAUUGAUGCUUGA
Messenger RNA from Prunus dulcis (almond), 1647 nucleotides. RefSeq names its product zinc finger MYM-type protein 1-like. The coding region runs from base 1 to 1647 and encodes 548 amino acids. NCBI's taxonomy places the organism in Eukaryota, Viridiplantae, Streptophyta, Magnoliopsida, Rosales, Rosaceae. The record is from RefSeq and is a predicted model, not a curated record. The transcript has 4 exons.